This is a messenger RNA of Heterobilharzia americana, 5754 nucleotides long. The record is from the annotation of a GenBank genome assembly. Lineage: Eukaryota; Metazoa; Platyhelminthes; Trematoda; Strigeidida; Schistosomatidae.
AUGGCGCAUACAAGUCCAUUCCAAGUAACUGUUUCCCCAGUAUGUAUGCGGAAAGAUGUCAUUCAUAACAUUCAUAACAAUACUACAAGUACCACCACCAUCACCACCACCAAUAUUAACAAUAAUAAGAAUAACAGUAAUAUUCAUAUGAAUACAGCUAAUAGUAUUGUUGUUACACCGGCUUACUUACUCACUUUAUUACCUGGUGCUAUACCACCUGAAUCGAUAUCUUAUUUCUAUGGUAAAAUAACAAGAGAACAAGCUGAGGAAUUAUUGUUUACACAUGGAGCUAAUGAAGGUCUCUUUUUAUUACGUGAAUCUGUAAACAGAAAUUAUGCUGUAUCUAUUUGUCAUUUGGGUCGAGUGCAUCAUUAUAAUGUGGAAAGACAAACAGACUGUUCAUAUAGAAUACAAACUGGGCAUAAAUUUAUUGGACCAGUUGAAUUAGUUAAACAUCAUUCAACUCAAUUGGAUGGUUUUCUUACAUUAGCUCAAAUACCAUUGAAUCGUCCAUCUGGUGUAUCACCACUUGUUUUACAAGGAUUAAAUUCUGAUGAUUUAGAACAGGGUUUACGUGUUAAAGCAAUAGAAAUGGGGCUUAAGGGUCAAAGUGUUGACGAAGCUCUUAGCGGUCCAAUGCGUAAUCAUUUACGUUUUUUAGUAGUUAAAGAUUUACAUUUAUUACAACCAUGGUAUCAUCAUACAAUAAGACGACGUGAUGCUGAACUACGUCUAGCUAAUGAAGGAAAUCAAGAAGGUACAUUUUUAGUUCGUUAUCGUAAAGAAGAUGGAGUGUAUGUUCUCAGUUUAACAAGUCAAAAUGAACCAAAGCAUUAUCGUAUAGAAGAACAUUUAGGCAGAUGGUCAAUAGAAGGUGGACAAUAUUUUGAAACAUUAAUGGAAUUAAUCGAUCAUUAUCAUUUUCGUCAAGAUGGCCUAUUGUGUAAACUUCAGAAACCAGUUUCAGCGCCUGGUUAUAAACGUUCACGUUCAGGUUCAGGUACUGCACCCAAAAUUGUAACUGAUGACUUCAAAAUUUCUUUGAAUUCAGAUAAUAAGAAUCAACAAAUUAAACCGAAAAAUCCCUUAUCAACCAAUAUAAAUAAUAACAUAUGGAAUGAAAGUCAUUCACUACCAUCGUUAAGCACAUUUCCAAUUCCUGGGAUUAACCUAUCCAGUAAUAGUAAAACUUCAUCGACUAAUACACAAUCUCUUAUCAAUAGAAAUGUAAACACUACAGAUAAUGUCACAGUAAUAACAAUAACAAGUGCAACAACUUUGACAUCGGUAUCAACAACAAUCACUACUUCUGCUAUCACUACUACUACUACUACUACUGCUCAACUUGCCAAUAGUAGUAGUACAAUUAGGCAAGAUUUAAUCUCAUUCAAUGAUUGGCCAAAUGUUACAAGGCUUUUAUCCAAUCAAAAUUCCCCAAAUCAGCCAUCAACCACAACAACUCAAAUUGCAUCAGUAGAACCAAUAAAUGAACAAGUUUUUAGUCUAAUAAAUCGUCAUCCAAUUCCGCAUACACCAUUUACUCCACCUAGUUCAAUUCCAAAUCUACAACAUCCUUUGAACAAUGUUAAUAAUAGUAACAAUAAUAAUGAUGAUAAUAAUAAUAGGAAUAUUAUAUCAAGUCGAUUAACGCAUACAACAAUAGGAACAGGAAUAGGAUUACCAAAUGUAACAAUGAAUUCUUGUAAUUUUACUAAUACUAUGCUAAUUGAUUCUACUUGUAUACCACAAAUGGCCUUAUUUGAUAGAGAUAUUAAUGGAUUUACUCGAUUAAUGAAUACAACUAUGUCAAACACUGCUAAUACUACUGCUAUUAAUAGUAGUACUAGUAGUAAUGCGUUCAACAAUCUGACAAGCAAUAUGAAAGAUACACGUGUGGGUUGUUUAAAACCAAUUAGAUUGAAUGAACCAUUAACAUCGAUAGGCAAAGCAUUCGCUGAAGUGGACAAUGCUAUUGCACAUGUUAAUAAUUUUCAAACUAAUCUCAACAAAUCAAAUAGCAAUGACAAUACACACUUUAUUCACACUAACAAUCAUACUACUAUUGACAAUAUUAGUAGUUGUAACAAUAACAAUGAUGAAUUCAUCAACAAACUGAGUAGUAAUAUUACUGAUAAGCGUAUAACAAGUAGUAGAGAAUUUCUUCCUACACAAACAUUACAUUUCCCUCCGAUAUUAGAUACACCAUGGGAAGAACCUGAUUGUAGUGAAGAUCAUGCAUUGAGUACAUCUAGCAGUGGUGGUUCUUGUGGUGGUGGUGGUGGUGGUGGCGUUGGUGGUGGAAGUAGUAGUAGUGGUUGUGGAAAUUCUGGUGUAACACCAACAAAUCGUAAUAUAUCUACUUUUAUUGGUAAUAAUCCAUUUCUACCAUUUAUUAGUCCAACUUUAACACGACGUACAUCUAUAGUCAAUAAUAAUUCAUUAUUAACAAAUCAUAAAAUACAUUCAACAUCAUCAGAUAUUGGAAUAUUUUGUUCAGGAAUAUGUUGUCAUCAUUCAAUACAAGGAAAUAUAUCAACAACAGUUAAUAAUAAUAAUAAUAAUAAUAAUAAUACACUUAAUACUACAUCAUUACAAAAUUCAUCAAUUUGUAGUCGACCAAUAGAAAUUCAAUCAAAUCGUAGUGCAUGGGCAAAUGCAAUUAGUCCAGAGAAUGCUCAACAAAUCUAUGAUGAAUUACCUCCAUCGAAUUUCUUGUUAAGUUCACAAACAGUAACACUUAAAGAAAGAUUAGGUGGAGGAAAUUUUGGUCAUGUUGUCAAAGGCUUGUAUAGAACACCAUCAGGUCAAGAAGUUCCUGUUGCUGUGAAAACAUUAAAACCGAAUCAAAUUGUCAAUACUGGUGAAAGAGAAAUUCUAGCUGAAGCACGUACAAUGGCUCAAUUAAAACAUCGUCAUAUAGUAAGAUUAAUUGGUGUAUGCAAAGAAGAACAAUUUAUGCUUGUACUUGAAUUAGCACCUUUAGGUCCUAUUAAUAAAUAUUUAAAAAGGCGACCUGAUGUAAGUGUACACACUUUAACUGAAUUAAUGCAUCAAGUUGCUUUGGGUAUGGCUUAUUUAGAAUCGUGUAAAUUUGUACAUCGUGAUUUAGCUGCUCGUAAUGUCCUAUUGGUUACACGUCAUUUUGCAAAGAUUAGUGAUUUUGGUAUGAGUAAAGCAUUAAAUUUUGGUAGUGAUUAUUAUCGGGCAGCAACUGCUGGUAAAUGGCCAUUAAAAUGGUAUGCACCUGAGUGUAUAUAUUAUUUUCGAUUCGAUUCAAAAUCUGAUGUAUGGAGUUAUGGAAUAACUUUGUGGGAAGUUUAUUCUUAUGGUGAACGACCAUACAGGGAUAUGAAAGGUGCACAAAUAUUGGCUAUGCUGGAUCAAGGUCUUCGAUUAUCACGACCUAGCCGAUGUCCUGAAUCAAUAUACAGUGUUAUGCAACAAUGUUGGAAUUUUGAAGGGUACACAGGCCAACAUUUGCUGAACUUGUUCUUACAAUAUCACGUAUUCUUAAAGCAAUGCCAUCGCCUCAAACAGCUGUAUGCAUUCCUAAUCACAAUAACAACUUUAGUAUUAAUAGUAAUAAUAAUAAUAAUGGUGUUAGUAGUAACAAUAUUCAUUGUCAUAAUGGUAUGACGUUGGGUAAUAUGACAUCUAAACUUGAUCAUCUUCAUUCCCCAACACAUCAACACAACACUACUAACAAUGCUACUGGUACUUCUGCUUCUGCUACUACUACUACUACAACUUCUACUACUACUACUACUACUACUACUACUACGAGUAAUAAUAAUGGUGGUAAUGCUGGCUUACAACCGAUUGAAUUCAGUCCAACAAGGCGUAUUGGUGGAAUUGGAACUAGUACUAGUUCUGGUGGAAGUGGAAGUUAUUACGUUUAUACUACUACUACUACUACUACUACUACUACUACUACUACUACUACUACUACUACUACUACUACUACUACUACUACUACUACUACUACCACUACUACUACUACUACUACUACUACUACUACUACUACUACUACUACUACUACUACUACUACUACUACUACCACUACUACUACUACUACUACUACUACUACUACUACUACUACUACUACUACUACUACUACUACUACUACUACUACUACCACUACUACUACUACUACUACUACUACUACUACUACUACUACCACUACUACUACUACUACUACUACCAAUACUACUACUACUACUACUACUACUACUACUACUACUACUACCACUACUACUACUACUACUACUACCAAUACUACUGAUAAUGAUGGUAUUCUUGCUUCUUAAACACCCUUUUUUUUGUUUCUCUUCUUUUUGUCAUUGUUGAACAUUUUGUCAAUAGAACAAGCAAUAAAAAUGUGUACAUUUACCUAUUGUUUUUGAUUUUUGUAAUGAUUCUAAAGAAACAUUAUUAUAUGGGCCUUUUUGUUUUAUCUCAUAUUGAACAUUGAAUCAUUUUCUCCUCUUUUCUUUUCUUUUUUUAAUCGAAUCAAUUUUGUUUAUAAGUAAAUCUAGGUGACCUUGUCAUUUGUGUUACACUUGAUAUUUAUUUAUUCACAGAUGAUUAUAAUACUAAAUGAUAUUACACCAUAGAUACUAAAAUAUUUUCAUGACUAAGAUUUAUGCCUAGACUAACCUGAAUUGUUACCAGAAAAAGGAUUAUACUAGACUGUUAUAUAUACAUAUAUAUAUUUGUGUUUUGCCUUUUUAGUACACAACUGAUGAGCCUUUUUUGUUUUCAAGACAAAAGAGAAUAUUUUAUUGUGUAAAAAUAAAGCAUGACUUAAUUGUUUCUUGAUUUUGUCUUCUCUAUGUUCACUUCUUUUUUUGUUUCUUUUCAUUUUAUAUAUUGUGAUUUUUAUUUUGGUCGAAUGUUAUCCAUGUUGACAGUAUGUAUUAUUGUCCUCUAUCAUUAUCAUUGUGACUAACCUUCUUCUUCUUCUUUUUUUUUCUCUCUCUCUCUCUCUCUUACUAAUACUAUUGUCAAUAUGACUAUCACUUUUGUAUUGAUUUUUCCCAAUUGGUGCCUAAUUCAUUCAUUCAUUCAUUCAUUUAUUCAUCAUUACAUUGGAAUAAAUUGGGUGAGUAUUGAAAAAUCUAUUUCAGAAUAAAUCAACAAUUUAUGCGUUCCCUUUUUUCCCAUUAUAUCUAUGCAAGUGGACAAAAAAUGAGCCUAUUCUAGAUAUCUUUAUAUUAUAUUGGACAAUGCAUUUACUAGUAGAACUACAAAGACUCUGAUAACUAUGUGAUUCUACUUAAUUUCCUUAUGUUCUGCUUGCUGCUUUUUUCUUUUCUCAGUCACUUGUUUCAAGUUCUUUUUUUUUGUUCUUCAAAUGAAUAAAACUUUAUCUUGAAAAAUAAUAAGUAAUGUUUGAUUUUUUUCAGCUUAAAAUUUGAUGCUACUAUAGUUAUUAUUAUUGUUGUUGUUGUGGUGGUGGUGGUGGUGGCGGUGAUUGUCGUGGUCGCCUUGAUCCCUGUUCCCCUACUCCCUCAUCUACUCUUUUUCACCUCCUAUACUUUUUCUUUUUAUAUGAAUGAAUAGGUAAUCAAAUCAGAGAGAGAAAGAAAGGAGUAAAACACAAAUAACAUUUUGUACAAAAAAGUAUAUACUUAUUACAAUUAUUCAGACUGAUCAUUCUUCUUAAUUUUCAAUUUUAUUUACAAUAAGUUAAUGAAAUUGAAGGAGAUGAUGAUGACGUUUAUUCAUGUUAUUGUAUAAACUGCUUCAUUUCUA